UCAAUUUUCCUCUUUAUUGGAAAAGUAUGUUGUUCCGGUGUGCUGGUGGAGAGAAGCUGGGCUAUGUGACGUUUUCUAUGUUCUCUUCCAUGUGGAGAAAAAUCUGUCAGACAUGCCAUGAUGAUGCUUCAAAGUUUGUAAGGUUAUUAGCAAAACCUGGAUGUAAAUAUUUGGUAGUAGAGGACUUUGUAUAUUUUGUUCAGGAUGUUGUUGACACUCACCCUGGAUUAAGUUUCCUUCAGGAGGCAAAAGAGUUCCAUUCAAGAUAUGUACACACGGUCAUCUCCAGAAUAUUCUUCUGUGUAAACAGAUCUUGGUCAGGGAAAAUCACACCAAAUGAACUGAGGCGAAGCCAUUUUUUACAGACUCUCUUAUUGCUGGAAGAAGAAGACGACAUCAAUCAAAUAACAGACUAUUUUUCCUACGAACAUUUCUAUGUGAUAUAUUGUAAAUUCUGGGAACUGGAUCAAGACCACGACCUCUACAUUGACAGAUCGGACCUGGCGCGCCACAACGACCACGCCAUGUCUUCUAGAAUAGUGGAUCGAAUAUUCUCGGGUGCUGUAACGAGAGGAGAGGCCCAGAAGGAGGGGAAAAUGAGUUACCCUGAAUUUGUCUGGUUUCUCAUUGCUGAAGAAGACAAGAAACAUCCAACUAGUAUAGAGUAUUGGUUCCGUUGUAUGGAUAUUGAUGGCGAUGGCGUCCUAUCGAUCUACGAGAUGGAGUAUUUCUACGAAGAACAGAUGCACAAAAUGGAGGCUCUCGGCAUUGAGAAAUUACAAUUUGAAGACUGCCUUUGCCAAAUGCUAGAUCUUGUCUGUCCAGAAGUGCCAGAGAAAAUAACCCUCCACGAUCUCAAAGCCUGCAAGAUGAGCGAUGUUUUCUUUGAUACGUUCUUCAAUUUGGACAAAUUCCUUGAUCACGAGCAACGAGAUCCUUUCACAAAUUUACGGGACCCAGAGACAGAUGGACCCGAAAUGUCAGACUGGGAGAAAUAUGCUGCUGAAGAAUACGAGAACCUCCUGGCUGAAGUCGGUGUUAAUGAAGACAUUAAUUACGAAGAUGACUUUGAGCCUGACGAUGAAGAUUCCAUCCAAGAAGAACUCGUUAGCCCUGGCAGUGAGUUCCUCCGACAGAGAUCUUCGAUGCCAAGAACGACGUCCAAUAUCUGUGACCCUUACUACUUCAGGAAUGGGGAUCUGCAUUUUUAGAACGACCCCCCAUGCUCCUCUUGUUCAAUCGUUUCUCUACCCACCCAUCCACCUACCAUCUACGCCACCUUCAUUACAACCACCACCACCUCCACACUAUUACCAUAGCCCUUACUACUACUUGUAUUUCUCUCACCAUCACCACCACCACUGCAGUAUUACCUCUACUACAACCACCACAACGGCUAUUACCACCACCACCAACACCACCGCUACUACUAGAACUAUCUAUGAACUAUCCCCAGCCCUACCCUACCCUUCCCUUCUUUAUGUUCUGAGUCCUUUUUUUUUUCUUUUAUUGAUUUUUGUUCUGAAAAGAAAAUGAAAAAUCUCGCCACCCCCCUCCCCCACUGCCAACGAAUGAUGAAAUGUUUUUUUUUUUGUUUUUUGUUUCUUUUUUUCUCCUUGGAAAUUUUCAAUUUCUCUUGCCGCUUGCUAUGACAUGACUGAUGGUCUGUCAUCGUAUUGUGGUAACCGUGGCGCCAACAAUCCCUCCAUGUUGCUAAAGAGAAAGAUAAACGGUCCGACCUCACCAUAUCCGUGAUAUUUUAGAAUUGCCAUGACAACUCCUCCUUCUUCUGUCAUCAUUUAACAGACUUGUCAUCACAUCUUAACAGAUUGUCCAUCAUCUCUUGACAGACUUGUCAUCACCAUUUAAGCCUGUCAUUGCCAUUCAGACUCUGGUAUUUAAAUUGUCAUCACUCCUUUACCGCCUUAUCACCUAGUUACUGGCCGUCAUCACUUCAUUAACAACCAUCACCAUUUCAUCACUGACCAGUGUCACCUCUUUACUGAUCGGCGGCGUCAACCCUUUACUGGCCGUCAUCACCCCUUUGCCAGCCACCAUUACCCGCCAUCACCACCCCUUUGCCAGCUGUCAUUACUUCUUUACUAAAUGUCAUCACAACUUUCUUGACCGUCACAUCUUUUUACUGUCCAUCACCACUUGCUUACCACCGUCAUCACUUCUCAGAGGACUCAGAACUUUGAAAAUUCUUGCUUUUCUUUUUCCCCAUUACUUGAAGAUCCCACGCUAAGGUGCAUGGAAUAAUGUCUAAUGCUGUCUGUGACAGUUUGGUAAAUUCUAUAUUGUGCUAUUUUGGCAACAUUACGUUUUUUUGUUUUUUUUUUUUGUUUUUUUGAAUGAAGUAACACAAAUUUGAUCCGAACCAGGAGAGACAGACAGACAGAGAGAGAGAGAGAGAGAGAGAGUGUGCAGUCUGAAUAUUUGUUAAUUGUUUUUUUUUCAGAAUGAAUCUUUAGAUAGGGUUCCUAGAAAUUCUGUUUGUUCUUUUGAAACAGAGCUUUAAGUCGUAUCUGUAGACGAUGACAUCUGUUUGUUGUCGAAACGCACUCUUUCACCAAAACGAAAAGUCUGUUGCUUCCUUUAUGGAGCUGAGCUUUAUGGAGCUGAGCUUUAUGGAGCUGAGCUUUAUGGAGCUAUUUAAUGUCUUAGAAAUAUUUCUGAAGAAUCUGCAUGUUACCAUUUUUGGAACUACGAGAUCAUUAAACACUAAAUCUGCUUUACACAAUCAA
Molecule: messenger RNA, 2747 nt
Organism: Octopus bimaculoides (California two-spot octopus)
Lineage: Eukaryota; Metazoa; Mollusca; Cephalopoda; Octopoda; Octopodidae
Product: serine/threonine-protein phosphatase 2A regulatory subunit B'' subunit beta
Biological process (GO): protein dephosphorylation
Cellular component (GO): protein phosphatase type 2A complex
Molecular function (GO): calcium ion binding; protein phosphatase regulator activity
Source: RefSeq, a predicted model, not a curated record